Messenger RNA from Tremella mesenterica DSM 1558, 333 nucleotides. RefSeq lists its product as uncharacterized. Lineage: Eukaryota; Fungi; Basidiomycota; Tremellomycetes; Tremellales; Tremellaceae. The coding region runs from base 1 to 333 and encodes 110 amino acids. The record is from RefSeq and is a predicted model, not a curated record. The transcript has 4 exons.
AUGAUCCUUGAGACGAGUAGAGACAGUGUGUGUGAAAAAGAGCAGAUUAGUGGUGGUGAGGACAGGUUGGUAGGUAGCGAGCAGACAUGUCGCGUCGUUGUGGUGGAGUUCGGCGUUACUGAAACCCCGAUCAGUGGCGAGUUCAUGUUGUGCCCCGAUUACACUGGGGUUGUGCCCGAAGUGGCUCUCCUUUUGACGGAUCGACGGAUUGACGGUCUGACGGACCGGGGAGUGACCAAGGCCACAGACUGGAUAUGGUUCUUGGCCAGAUUGUCGUCGUCGAGAUGGACCCCCGUCACCAUGCAGGUCCCGGAAGGCCGACCUGCCACAUGA